GGACAUGUGCGUUUCAACAGUGUCAACGGAACAUGACUGGAACUUCGAGACUACCAGCUGGGCGAUCACCAAGUAGAAGGCCGCUUAAGCUGAACUGAGCCAGGAUGGCGCCCGUCCUGGACCUGCCGCUUCCACCCCUCGACAAGAAACGCUUUAGGUUUGUUGAGGUUUUGGCGCAGCAGGACAGACCAAUCGGGCAGAUUGAACUUUAUCAUGACUGCCAACAAAACUGCAAGGUGGUGGGAAAGCGAAUGCUCCGAUCCUGGACCUUGGGCAGUGCCAAGGAGUUUGAAGAUGAGCAUCCUGAGCUUUUGGAGAGCCCAUGGAAGGAGCUUGCGCUCAGCUUAUUUGUGGGGUCAACAGAAAUGAAGGGAAUUUGCAAAUGCUAUGGCGCCUUUGAAGAUCCCAAGGGAGAUGUUCUCAUCUUUUUGGAGUACAUUUGUGGUGGUGACAUUCAUGAUCUGGCACGGAGAUGUACGACAGAGCCCGGUCCAGAACGGGAGGCGAAGGCAUGGCCUGUCAUUCUCUCGUUGUUGGGAGCUGUUCAAUCGUUGCAUCACAUUGGCGUGGCUCAUGGAGACAUUUCUCUGGAAAAUGCCUUGUUAAGUCCCGACGGAGAGGUGCGUUUGGUAGAUUUCGCCGCCUCAGUCACAGACACACGUACACGUGGCAUCCGUGGAAAGCCAUCCUAUCAGGCACCAGAGAUGCACACGCCCAACUCUUAUGAUCCCUUCGCUGCCGACCUCUUCGCAUGCGGGGUCUUCGCAUAUUGCUUGGUGGUGGCAGAUUAUCCUUGGAGAUGCACCAGUCCGAACAAGUGUGCAGCUUUUGACUUCUACCUCUUGCACGGUUUGCCAGCCUUCCUGGCUCAGCGGAAAUUGCGUUUCGAAGGCAUGCAGAGGCGUCCAGUUCAGGCAAUAUUAUCUCAAAGGUUGACACACCUGCUUAGUGUUCUGCUGGAUCCCGUCCCUGAGAGACGCAAAGGAGUUUGGCAGGAGUUGCGAGAGAUGGAGCCGGUGAUGGUGGAAGUCCAGGAGGACACGAGCAGCGCAGCUCAUUCACCACCCGCGCUGAAGGUCAACUGAUGGUCGGCUGCGACAAAGCCAGGGCCGACGGGGCAAUCCGAAAGUCCCGAGGAAAUUCAC
Messenger RNA from Cladocopium goreaui, 1145 nucleotides. Lineage: Eukaryota; Dinophyceae; Suessiales; Symbiodiniaceae. The record is from the annotation of a GenBank genome assembly.